This is a messenger RNA of Tachysurus fulvidraco (yellow catfish), 1763 nucleotides long. RefSeq names its product complexin 4c (gene cplx4c). Lineage: Eukaryota; Metazoa; Chordata; Actinopteri; Siluriformes; Bagridae. Gene Ontology annotation, cellular component: SNARE complex; terminal bouton. The record is from RefSeq and is a predicted model, not a curated record. The transcript is spliced from 4 exons. Gene Ontology annotation, biological process: regulation of neurotransmitter secretion; synaptic vesicle exocytosis; neurotransmitter transport. Bases 687 to 1178 code for a protein of 163 amino acids. Gene Ontology annotation, molecular function: syntaxin binding.
AGAUGGAGAUGCAGGUCAGCUGAGGAACCAGAAGAAAGAAAGACAAAAGAAAGAAGACGCGGAAGAAGAAGAAAAUACUUUGUCCGGUUUGACAGCUAAACACAACAUUAUAAACAUUAUAAACACAAACACUGAGGCUCUUUUUAUCUACCCUUGCUAGGUAGAGACUAGCCUUUUUGUUUUGCCCUGAGAAAUGCAUGGUGCUAGACCAGCAAGAAAAGCCCAGGAGGAUAAAAAACAGUGCAUAGACAGUUUAGAUUUAUGUAUCUAUAUUUAGCACAUUACAUUUUUAAUUCCCCAAAAAGCCCGGAGACCAAAUGUAAUGAACUUAAAACAGAAUUAAAGUGAAGUCUAUGAAUUUUGGAUGAGCAUGAUGUAUGAAAACACACCAAAAAAACUAUUUUAUAUUAAUUUGUUAAUAAUGCGUAUAGUAAUGCCUAUAGUCUAUAUCUUUAUAUAUUUAUAUACACUUACGUCUAUAGUUUUAUAAACUAUUGAGCCUCAGAUAAGACAAUAGGUGAGCCCUUGUGUCAAGGUGAACGUGGCCCAGCUGUCUGUGAGCUGUUUGUAAUAAGCUAAGCCCCUGAGCCGUUUUACCCCUGACACUGACACCCAGGUCCUCUCACACCUCGGGUUCCCCGCAACCACUGGGAUAACGUGGCCCCCAAACUCCCAAAUCCUGGACCAUGUCUUUCUUAAUGCAGCAGAUGCUCGGGGGUAAGUUAAAGAACAUGAUGGGAGGAGGAGGAGGAGGAGGAGGUGAGGACUCGGGGCCGGCGGCAGGAGACGGAAAGGAGACUGCAGAGUCUAAGGGAAUGACUCGAGAGGAGUUUGAGGAAUACCAGAAACAACUGGUGGAGGAGAAGAUGGAGCGGGAUAAGGAAUUUGCCACAAGGAAAGCAGAAAGAGCCAAUCUGAGAGUGCUGCUAAGAGACAAAUACAGGCUUCCACAGAGCGCACAAGACGACGCCACGGUUCAGAUAGCGGGCGACGACUUGGACGUGCCUGAAGAAUUAGCUAAAAUGGUGGACGAGGAUGAAGAAGAAGAGGAAAUCAAUGAUUCCUUUAUGGGCAGACUGCAAAACAUGGAAAUGGACUUUGAUACGAUCAAAGCCAAAGCUCAGAGCACGAUUACAGAAGUCAAGCAAGCAGCAGAAGAAAAGUGCGUCCUGAUGUGAGAUCGCAUUUUCUGUGAGCUUUUUAACUGGCAAGUCAGACAAAUCGAGUAGAAAUUUAAAAACACUCAUAUUUUAUUGAUUUCAUGAUCCAGGAAUUUCUAAUGACUGUAUGAAUCUGUGGAAGAAAAAGAAAAAACGCCGGUUUUUCAUACGACUCUGUAUCAUCACUCGUUGCCUUAAAUGGCAUUGUUUGGGACGUCAUGAACUAGUUUAAUAAAUUUAUACAAAAUUUGAAAAUAUAUAAAUAGUCGAUUCCGAUUCCACGAUCAUUUUCAUGUCAGUUACACAACACUGAUAGUGUGUAGAUUUUGUUCGGUUGCUUCGGUUACUCUCUAUUUUCUAGAAGCUUUUACAGAAUAUAACAUUACAUAUAUCUAUGCAGUAUAUCACACUACUAUAAAACUAUUUCUCAAAACAAGUUGAAAGAAAGAAACUGAUGUAUUUGACUGAGAAAUCAAGUUAGAAAGCUAACAGGAGUCCCAAGAUAUCAUCAUAUCGCACUAAGAGUUUUGCAACGAUUCUCUCUGUACCUUUUUCUCAGUUCUAUCUUUUGUAAUUCACAUUAUUAAAACAUGAGAUACUCAU